This is a messenger RNA of Centruroides sculpturatus (bark scorpion), 2646 nucleotides long. RefSeq names its product allene oxide synthase-lipoxygenase protein-like. The transcript has 18 exons. Gene Ontology annotation, molecular function: metal ion binding; protein binding; oxidoreductase activity, acting on single donors with incorporation of molecular oxygen, incorporation of two atoms of oxygen. Gene Ontology annotation, biological process: lipid oxidation. Lineage: Eukaryota; Metazoa; Arthropoda; Arachnida; Scorpiones; Buthidae. The record is from RefSeq and is a predicted model, not a curated record. Bases 16 to 2316 code for a protein of 766 amino acids.
AAUUUUUAGUCCGACAUGCUAUUUAAUAAAGUUAAAUUACAAAUUUCAAGUUCGUUAACUCAUUUAACAACAGGAAGAUGGAAAUCCCUCAACGAUUUGAAAAAUGUUUAUAAAUUCAAUUUGGAAGAACCUCAUAGCCUUCAAUGGUGGACUGAAGAUUAUUGGUUUGGUUUGCAAAAAAUUCAAGGCACAAAUCCAGUUUUAAUAAAGCUUUGUAAAAACAUUCCAGACAACUUUGAAAUUGAACCGUCAAUGGUUGAGCCAUUUUUGGAAGGUCUAAGUUUGAAUGAUGCUCUCGAAGAAAAUCGUAUAUUUAUCAUCGAUUUGGAAGUUUUACAGAACAUAUACACUGUGGAAAAUACAGUGUUGUGUUCACCUCUGGCUCUAUUUUAUUUGAAUAAUUCAGGAAAUCUGAUGCCAAUUGCUAUUCAAUUAUUUCAAGAGAAAGGACCAGAUAAUCCUGUAUUUUUGCCUUCAGAUCCUCCUUACACUUGGUUACUAGCAAAACUCUAUUUUAAUAACGCAGAUGCUAUAUUUCAUCAAUCGUGUACACAUUUAGGUUUAACUCAUUUGUUGAUGGAAGGCGUGGUUAUUUGUACGCACCGUCAUUUGUCACCAUCUCAUCCACUUUUCAGAUUAAUGUCACCUCAUUUUCUUUAUUUGUUGGCGAUCAAUUCGCUUGUAUUAAUGAUUUCACUCGGUAUUUUCCGUAGAAAAAGGAAGUUGAAAGUACACGUGAGGACCGGUGAUAGGAAGGGUGCAGGAACAGAUUCGAAUGUUUAUCUUUCAAUAAAAGAUAAAAUCGGUAACAGGAGCGAAGAAUUCAAAUUAGAUCAUUGGUGGAGGAACGAUUUAGAAAGGGGCACAACUGACAGCUUCGAUAUAAACGUUGACAUUAACUUCGGCAUCGUAAAUCAAAUAGAAUUACACAGGGACACAUCUGGAAUCGGCGAUGCCUGGUAUUUGGAUAUAAUUAUCAUCGAAGACAAAGAUCGUAUUGCGACGUUCCCUGUACACAGAUGGAUACACCCGUACAGAAAAUACUGUAUAAACGAAUACGACAGUGUCCUUCCUCAAUUCGACAGCAACAAAUGCCAAAGAUCCAAAGAAUUAACGAGCAAAAGACAGAUUUAUCAAUAUACCACUCAUAUCAAAGACGGACCCGCACAGGAUGGUCGCUUUGAAAUUGAACCGUCAAUGGUUGAGCCAUUUUUGGAAGGUCUAAGUUUGAAUGAUGCUCUCGAAGAAAAUCGUAUAUUUAUCAUCGAUUUGGAAGUUUUACAGAACAUAUACACUGUGGAAAAUACAGUGUUGUGUUCACCUCUGGCUCUAUUUUAUUUGAAUAAUUCAGGAAAUCUGAUGCCAAUUGCUAUUCAAUUAUUUCAAGAGAAAGGACCAGAUAAUCCUGUAUUUUUGCCUUCAGAUCCUCCUUACACUUGGUUACUAGCAAAACUCUAUUUUAAUAACGCAGAUGCUAUAUUUCAUCAAUCGUGUACACAUUUAGGUUUAACUCAUUUGUUGAUGGAAGGCGUGGUUAUUUGUACGCACCGUCAUUUGUCACCAUCUCAUCCACUUUUCAGAUUAAUGUCACCUCAUUUUCUUUAUUUGUUGGCGAUCAAUUCGAGAGGAUUAGAAAAGUUAAUUUCUCCUGGAGGAUGGGUGGAUAAAACCAUGAGUACAGGAUGCAAAGGGAUGUUUCAACUGAUCAAAAAAUGUUUUAAAAGAUGGAAAAUGGACGUGAAUGGGAUAUUGCCUAAUGAAUUUGCAUCGAGAGGAGUAAAUGAUCCAGAAAUUUUGCAUUAUUAUCCUUAUAGAGAUGAUGCAACUGCAUUGUAUAACUCAAUCAAAAAAUAUGUUUCGAAGAUUGUUUAUCAUUAUUAUGAGAAUUCCGAAAGUAUAAUUGAAGAUUGGGAAUUACAGAAGUGGAGAGAAGAAUUAACCAAAGACAAUGCAGAAGGAGGAGUUGGACUUAAAGGAAUACCAGGAAAUCAAGGAUUUACUCAAGUGGAUGAAAUCGUCGACGUUGUCACGUCAAUCAUUGCCAUCUGCAGCAUUAAUCAUUCGGCAGCUAAUUUUCUACAAUUCGACGAAUAUGCCUUCCCUCCUAAUUAUCCCGCCAUAUUAUAUGGAGAGCCACCUCGCGAUAAAACACCUUUAACAGAAGAAGAUAUUUUAAAUCAUUUACCAGACAAAAGCGUUACCCUAGAUAUUAUUAUAAUUACAAGGUUACUGAGCAUGAAGGGUACAAAUUCAUUAGGAGAUUUCGAAGUUCAGUAUCUUUACGAUCCCGUAAGCAUUGAAGCUGUUGAAGAGUAAGUACAGUACUAAUUUUUUUUAUAACAUUAUUUCACUUUUUUAUAAUUAAAAUAUAAUUAUUAAAUUAAUUUUUAAAUAAUAAUUCACAGUUUAAUAACGUAAUGUUCGAUACCCAUGUUGUAUUCGGUACCCAUUCUCCUUAGUACAGUUAAGAGGAGUUAAACAAUUUUCGGGGUAAGAGUUACGGGAAGUUACGGUGAUUAGAUGGAAUUAUAUUACAUUUAAAAAUAUUAAAUAGGUUUAGGGCCUUUAUAUAUAUGCAUUAAUAGUGGUGGCCUAAUACCUUCGCGCGAAUUAAACCUGUAUUACUAAUAUAUUUGUUAUUUUAUG